AUGCGUCCUCCGCAGGCACUGGCCAUCGGCCUCUCAUUCUCACUGACGUGUCUGAUCUCCCCCACCUCUGCCCAUGGAGGUCAUGCCGAUAAGAUCCCCGAAGGCGAGGCCGUCUCAGCCGAUCCCCUCGAUUCGCGACUAUGGACACACAUCCUGCUGAUGGUAUUAUCAUUCGGGCUCAUAUUCCCCUAUGGCAUGGUUCUCGGCAUUGUUAGGAGCAGGUGGCAUGUACCGGUACAGAUCGUCGGUACGAUUAUCGCUACGGUGGCAUAUUUCCUAGGGCACAUGCACAAGGGACGGCAAUUCAAACAUCCCAACAUCCACGCCAGCUUUGCGAACAGCUUAGUGUUGAUGUUGAUCAUCCAAGUCGGACUUGGAAUCGGGCUUAAACUACAUCUGGAGACGAAAAGCGGAUGGAUAGGCAAAGUGUUUGGCGGCAAGGUCGGCAAGAGUGGGAGAAGGGGUGUCGUGAUGCUUCAUGGAUGGCUCGGAAAAGCCAUGCCCGUUGUCUCGUGGGUGCAGAUGCUGUUUGGUGGGAUCGUGGCCAUGGGAUACUGUCGCGGAGAUCACCUCGGACAGUGUCUGGCGCAUUUCAUCAUGGGUUCUGCGUUCAUCGGAUACGGGAUUGUCAUGACACUGUUGUUGCUGGUGGGCCAAGCAUGGUUGCGCAGCACGGGUAGGAGUCAGGAGUUCUUCGACAGCAUCAUCAUCGCCGCAUGGGGCUGUGUCAACACGUUCACCGAGCAUCGCUGGGGUCAUCCAUGGGUCAAGAAUGAUUUGCAACACACCAGCAUGGGCAUCGUGUGGUGGUGUGCCGGUUUACUCGGAGUGUGGCUGUCACGCUCAAGAACCGGACGGCCGAAACGCAAUAUCCUGCCAGGAAUGGUCCUCCUGAUCACCGGAUGGGCCAUGAGUGCGCAUCCUCAAGACCUUCCUCUGAGCACCAUGGUUCACACCGUCUUCGGAUAUACCCUGAUGGCCGCCGGAGCGAGUCGCAUCAUCGAGGUCUCGUUCCUCCUGAAGGACAGCCGUGGAUCCAGUGAGGUCAACAGCUGGCAACAUCUCCCACCAUUUCUCCUCUACGCCUCGGGCUUCCUCUUCAUGGGCGCCACCGAAGAGCAAAUGCACUUCCUCUCCGAAGCCGACGUCACGCACGUCAGCUACAUCCUAAUCCUGUACUCGAUCGCCUUUCUCCUAUACCUCUUCGUCAACAUCCUACUCCACCUCUACGCGGCACACACGUGGCCCGAGGAUGAGAGCAACGGGGUGUCCUCACGUGGCUCCUCCUCCUCAUCGUCCUCAUCCCGGCACGGCCGAAACAUGAGCAUCGCGAUCCCCGGCCCGAGCGGCGACGCGAUGCGCAAAGCGUCGAGACUCGGCUCCACGGUCGGAAACGGCCACAUCGCGCUACCGUCGGAGCCGAACGGCUCUGUCCGUCUCCCUCGACAUCGCGCCACCGAUAGCCAGCAGGUGCGCGAUGCCGAGGAGUUUGAGCUCGAGGGUCUGAUCAGUGAGGCCGAGGAGGACGAUAGUCCGAAAAUCGCCAAGAAGGAGGUUGUUUGA
This is a messenger RNA of Exophiala bonariae, 1563 nucleotides long. RefSeq lists its product as uncharacterized. Bases 1 to 1563 code for a protein of 520 amino acids. NCBI's taxonomy places the organism in Eukaryota, Fungi, Ascomycota, Eurotiomycetes, Chaetothyriales, Herpotrichiellaceae. The transcript has 2 exons. The record is from RefSeq and is a predicted model, not a curated record.